Molecule: messenger RNA, 1401 nt
Organism: Dioscorea cayenensis subsp. rotundata (Guinea yam)
Lineage: Eukaryota; Viridiplantae; Streptophyta; Magnoliopsida; Dioscoreales; Dioscoreaceae
Product: probable CCR4-associated factor 1 homolog 7
Exons: 1
Coding region: 276-1109 (277 amino acids)
Cellular component (GO): CCR4-NOT core complex; P-body; CCR4-NOT complex
Molecular function (GO): poly(A)-specific ribonuclease activity; nucleic acid binding
Source: RefSeq, a predicted model, not a curated record
CUCUCUCUCUCUGUUUCCUUUUUCUUCUCUUAUCUCCUCCUCGCUAACAAUGGCGGAACCCAAGCACUCCAUGAUCUCAGACGGAGGCGAAGAAGAAGAAGAAGAAGAAGAAGAAGAAGAAGAAGAAGAAGAAGAUCAACUUCAACGUCCUCACUAGACACCUUCCUCUCCUUCUCUCCCUCUUUCCCUCCCUUCCCUUUUCUAGCGCUCCCCAAGAUCCCCUUUUUUUCCUCUUCUUCUCCUCCAAUUCUAAUCACAAGUUCUACGUUUCUCCGAUGAUGUCGAUCCUUCCUAGCAGUGACACGAUUGAGAUCCGUGAGGUCUGGGCUGAGAAUCUAGAAGAGGAGUUUUCUCUUAUUCGCUCCUUCAUCGAUGAAUUCCCCUUCGUCGCUAUGGAUACGGAGUUCCCUGGCGUCGUUCUCCGGCCUGUCGGUGCCUUCCCUACCACUGCCGACUACCACUACCUCACCCUUAAGGCGAACGUUGACAUUCUCAAGCUCAUCCAGCUCGGCCUCACUCUCUCCGCCUCUGAUGGUUCUCUCCCCGUUUCCCCCUCUUCUGGCCGGCUUCUUGUCUGGCAGUUCAACUUCCGCGAGUUCGACCCCGAGGCUGACAUCUAUGCGCAUGACUCCAUCGACCUCCUUACCUCCUCCGGCAUCGAUUUUCAGAAGAAUUUCGAGAAGGGCAUUGACUCUAUGCGCUUCGCUGAGCUCUUGAUGUCCUCCGGCAUCGUCCUCAAUGAUUCCAUCCAUUGGGUUACUUUCCACAGCGGGUAUGAUUUCGGAUACUUGUUAAAGUUGCUUACUUGCCGGAAUUUGCCUGAGACCCAGGCCGGAUUCUUCGAACUCAUCAAUAUAUACUUCCCAAGGGUCUAUGAUAUCAAGCAUUUGAUGAGGUUUUGCAAUAGUUUGCAUGGAGGGUUGAACAAGCUCGCCGAGUUGCUCGAAGUUGAGAGGGUUGGGAUUUGUCAUCAAGCUGGAUCUGAUAGCUUGCUGACAGCGUGGAUUUUCAGGAAGCUCAAUGAAUGUUUCUUCAAUGGCUCCACAGAGAGGUAUGCUGGAGUACUAUAUGGUCUUGGUGUUGAGAAUGGACAAGCAACUAGUCAUUGAAAGGGAGAAAGGGAAAAAAUAAAUAAAUAAAUAAAUAAAAUUAAGAUUUUGAAGUUGAUGAUGUAAAUGUUUGGAUGAUAAAGCUAGCAUCUUUCUUUCGAUUCAGCCAUCUUCUUUACUGCUUCUAUGGAAGUUGGAGUUGUUAAUUCUCAUUCCAUGACAUGAUUCUGGUUUCUUUGAUGUUAGAUAUGGUGAGUCGUGCAUGGGGGAUGUGAAUUCUUGUCAAUAGUUUGUUAUGGAUAAACUUUGUUAUCUUGAUAUUGCUUGUGAAGAAUACUCUAUUCUCUCUGUC